AUGAGUGUAUCUAAGCCUUGCUCUACUCCUUUUGCUUCUUCUUCUUCUUCUGAUGAUCAAUCUCCAGCUUUGAGGAUGUUGUCUUAUACAGAAGCACAGUUGGUGACUCUCCAGUAUGCUACUAUCACUAGACCAGACAUAGUUUUUGCAGUUAAUAGUGCCUGUCAACAUAUGCAAGCUCCAUCUGAAGAAAAUUGGGCAGUUGUGAAACGCAUUCUCAGAUACUUACAAGGGAUAGUCUCAUUUGGAUUACAUUUUAAGAGAUCAUUUUCUUUACAACUGCAAGCCUUUUCUGAUGCAGAUUGGGCUGGUGAUCUUACUGACAGGAUAUCCACAAGUGGUAUGGCUAUAUUUAUAGGUCUAAGUUUAAUAUCCUGGAUGAAGCACAUUGAGAUAGCUUUUCACUUUGUCAGAGAGCUAGUUGCUGCUAAAUGCUUGGAGGUACGGUUUCUCUCUACUACGGAAAAAAUUGAUGAUAUUCUUACAAAGGGCUUAUCAAUUACCAGAUUUCAUCAUCUACGUCUCAAGCUCAGUAUCUCUGAACCUCCAUAG
Papaver somniferum (opium poppy) is the source of this 552-nucleotide messenger RNA. RefSeq lists its product as uncharacterized. The transcript is spliced from 2 exons. The coding region runs from base 1 to 552 and encodes 183 amino acids. NCBI's taxonomy places the organism in Eukaryota, Viridiplantae, Streptophyta, Magnoliopsida, Ranunculales, Papaveraceae. The record is from RefSeq and is a predicted model, not a curated record.